Molecule: messenger RNA, 2436 nt
Organism: Torulaspora delbrueckii
Lineage: Eukaryota; Fungi; Ascomycota; Saccharomycetes; Saccharomycetales; Saccharomycetaceae
Exons: 1
Coding region: 1-2436 (811 amino acids)
Source: RefSeq, a predicted model, not a curated record
AUGUUUUCCAGACAGAGGGUUUCCCGAGGUCCUGAACAACCUACGAGUUCUAACGCCCUGGCAGCUGCUUCGGCGAUUGGGAGGGCAUUAGAUUCUAAUGGAAAGACCGUUGAUAGAACCAGGCUACCAGAAUAUAAUGGAGCUCCUGUAAGUAGUCGUCCCUCUUCCGUUGUGGUAUCAAGGAGGAACUCCAUGAUGUCGAACAUGUCCUCGGGCAGCAGGAAAGGAAGCUUAACCAGGGGUUCAACUCCCAGUAUAGAAGAUAUUAGAAAAAGGACGUCAGUAGGUAGCUAUAUUGGAGCAAAGAAUGGUUCAGGUCGCUCAUAUAGCUUUCAAUAUUCGCGGGGCCCUUCAAGCAGAAAUAACUCGCUAACGAACAGGGCACAAAAUCAGUCUGCUGAUCCUAAAGCUACAUUCCAAGAAUUUGGGGGUCAGCAAGCUGUUGGUAUCAUACAUAAGCCGCUAAGUGAUGGCCCUAAGAUGAUAAAGAAAUAUAUUCCGACAUCUCACGGCCUGGUUGCCGUAGACGUCCCCAUUGAAGAAAUUGAGCAUCAGCAAAGAAAAGCAUCUUCAUUGAGACGUUCCUCAUCUACUAACUCGUUGUCUCUUUCCCGCAACAGUUCAUUGGUGAGAAGAAGUGCUCCUCAGCCACAUCAGCCUAAUAGGAGACACUCAUCUUUGACCAGUCACUCAGGCACAUCCUCUAAAUCACGGCAGGCAACCGACCGCUCUCUGAUCCAGACAUACGUCGAGGAAGAAACCGAGCAAGAAUUAAGCCAAGAUGUUGUAAGACCGAUGCGUAUUCCGCAAGACAAACUAAGCGAAAAGAUUACCAAAGUCUUUGGAGCAGCGCCUGACGGCAAGAGAGAAGAAAGAGAGCCUACUACAGAGACCGAAAAAGAGCCUGCGCAGGUUGCGCCUGUUACUCAUGCAGACGUAUCAACGAAGGUCGAAAACACCACCCCAAACCCUGCAGAGGAAAUUGCCGGAAAUGAAGGAGGCACUAAGAAUGAAGAAGGUACCAAGAGUGAAGAAAAAACUCAAAACCCAACGAUUUCAGUUGAAGAAAAGACUGAGGUAAUAAUACAUACAGAUGAGCCGGCGCUCGUGAAGCAGAUGACCAGUAGUAAGGAUGAAGGUUCUGAUGAUGAAAUGGUCGAUGCAUCUGAUAUCGUGGAAUCAGAAGUUACUAAAACACCAACAAAAUCGACAGAUUUGCCUGCGCCCUCUCUUGCACAACAUCUUCGUGCAGUGAAUCCAUAUUUAAACCAACGUGAUACGGAUGAUACGCAGGAGUUGAGUACAGAUGAUAAUAAAAACCUCUUUAAAGUUCCUUCGCCGAUGAAGUCUGCGCUCAAAAAGACAAACACACAAUCAAGUGAAUCCUCUUCCAUGUAUUCGGCGAAAUCUCCAGCUAAUCAAGCAUACUUGUCGUUGACGACCGCAGAGAACACGAGACUAAACGCUCAGCUGUCAAGUUCUGAGACUUCGGUGCACAGACAAAACUCCAAGCAUUUAAGCAGGCCACAAUCGAUGGCAAAUCCCAGAUCGGCCUCGCCAUCGCCACGGGAAAAGGCCAGAACUAAGCGUUUGUCGAAUGCGCCCAAACAACCCCCCGCUAGCAAGAGUGCUCAGGUCAAGUCACCUGAACAGACGCCGGCCGUUGCUGCCGCUCGGACUUCCAACAUGGUCAAUAGGUCAAGGCAAGACUCUGUCAAAAGAAAGGCACAGGAGCAAGUCAAGACAAUAGUGCAAGCAAAUUCGGGAUCAAAGCAACUUCCUGAUAGCAUUCUUUAUCCGAAGGAACCGCCUCAGAAGAGGUCUAGUUUUGAAAAGACCAGAAAUCAGGAUUCAGGCCUAGGUUUCAAGAAACUCUCUUUAAGAGACGAACUAGCGAGGGAAACACCACCCGAUACGAGUAAUAUUCGUCAACAUUCUUCUCAUGACUCAAGCCAUAAUUUCCUACAGAACAGUGGGUGGAAGUCAAGGUUUCACGACUCAGACUCAGAGGAAGAAAACGCUCCUUUUAGUACCGGUACAAGUCGAUCAACGCAACCCACGAGUGUUGGUACCAACGGGGACACUGCCGGAGGAAGUUUCGCACUAUUUAAAGGUAAGAGCAAGCCACAUACUGUGACCAAUUUGGCACCACCUCAACCGGCUUUCGUGGAGCAAGAGGCAGUAUCUGCAAAUUCUACUCCAAGCAAGGUGAACAAAAAAUGGAGUAAAUUAUCUCUGCGGUCCUCGAGCACCAGUGAUACCCCCAGAGCUGAGACUGGGCAGACUUCUACGCCCGAGAAGAGGUACCAUAGCAAUUCCAAACUGGAAGGCUUCAGUUACGACACCAUGAGAGCCGCUGAGCCACAGGAGGCUGACCCGGGGAAGAAGAAGAAUAAGUUUGGGAAGAAACUAAAGAAAUUGUUUGGAAGAAGUUAA